This is a messenger RNA of Coregonus sp. 'balchen', 16196 nucleotides long. NCBI's taxonomy places the organism in Eukaryota, Metazoa, Chordata, Actinopteri, Salmoniformes, Salmonidae. The record is from the annotation of a GenBank genome assembly.
UGUUCCGUGCCCAAGCUGAAGCGCUCUGUGCUGAGCACUCUGCCUGUCCUGUCAUGGCUGCCCCAUUACUCAGUGAGAGACAACGGCCUGGGAGACCUCAUCUCUGGCAUCAGCGUUGGCAUCAUGCACCUGCCUCAGGGUCUGUACCACAUCUACUGUUGGACCAAACACACAUACAGGGCCCAAUCACAGGGUUCAAUCACAGGGUCCAAUCACAGGGCCCAAUCACAGGGUCCAAUCACAGGGUCCAAUCACAGGGCCCAAUCACAGGGUCCAAUCACAGGGCCCAAUCACAGGGUCCAAUCACAGGGUCCAAUAACAGGGUUCGAUAACAGGGUUCGAUCACAGGGCCCGAUCACAGGGUCCAAUCACAAGGCCCGAUCACAGGGCCCGAUCCUAACUUGAAAUCGGCAACACGUGUAACUCACAUGCAAAUCUCCCAAAUCUCCUGCUGAUGUAAAAAUGACUUUCUAAAUACAUUUGAUUGAUUGAUGCCGAUGCUUGAGGUAUGGAAAAGCCUGAUUUACACAAAUCGAUCUCAAUGUUUAAUCUCUUUGGGCUGUUAAAUUCCUAAAAGUUACAUGAUAACUGUCUAUUUUGUGAAGACUGUGAAGACUUUCCUGUAACGUUUGCAUAGGUAUGGCCUAUGCUCUCCUGGCCUCUGUGCCUCCAGUGUUUGGCCUCUACACCUCCUUCUACCCUGUACUGGUCUACUGCAUUCUUGGCACCUCCAGACACAUCUCCAUAGGUAAGACGGAGUGGAGAGAGGAGGAGACAGAAAGAGAGGAGGAGACACAGAGAGAGGGGGAGACAGAGAGAGAGGGGGAGACAGAGAGAGAGGAGGAGACAGAGAGAGAGGGGGAGACAGAGAGAGAGGGGGAGACAGAGAGAGAGGGGGAGACAAUGAGAAAUGGAGGCAUAACAAGGGAUGUAAAAGAGAGAUUAUGAGACAUAGAUAAAAGAUACAUAUUGAUAAUUUAUACAUAUAUAUAUAUAGACAGAUAUUAUUUUUAAGAUAAUUAUAUGUAGCAUAAAGAUUUAGACCGAGAUAUAUUUGUUAUACAUAUAUAGUAUUAGACUACAGAUAUCAUAACAGAGAUAUAUUUUUAGACAAAGAGAUGUAUACCAGAGAUAUAUUCUAGACAAAUUAUAUAUAUCUUUAUAAACAGAUCAUAAAAGGGGGAAAUGAUAUUUAUACAAGCGAGAUGUGAACAGAGAUAUUGGGGACGAGAGAGGGAAAGACUUGAAUGUUUUUAAUUUCAUAGGUCAAAGGAAUAAUGAGUUUCACUAAGGUGAUGUUGUGUGUGUGUGAUGUGUGUGUGUUUUUCCUCAGGCACGUUUGCUGUGAUCAGCAUCAUGAUAGGCAGUGUGACAGAGAAGCUGGCGCCAGACAGUGACUUCACGUUCCUGAAUGGAACCAACGGGACAGCAGUUCUAGAUGUGGCAGCCCGCGACGCCUACAGAGUACAGAUAGCAGCCAGCACCACAGUACUAAGUGGGCUCUUUCAGGUCCUGCUGGGCAUAGUGCGGUUUGGUUUCGUGGUGACGUACCUGUCGGAGCCCCUGGUACGUGGCUACACAACAGGAGCAGCUACACACGUCGUCGUCUCACAACUCAAAUACAUCUUUGGUAUCCACCCUGCACGCUUCUCUGGACCACUGUCUCAGGUCUAUGUGAGUACACACAACACAUCCACAUCCACACACUCAUGCGCAAAGACACACAGACACAUGCAGGCAGUAACAGUCUGACUGUCCAUCUCUCUCUCUCUCUCUCUCUCUCUCUCUCUCUCUCUCUCUCUCUCUCUCUCUCUUUCUCUCAUAUCUCUCUUUCAUAUCUCUCUUUCAUAUCUCUCUCUCUCUCUCUCUCUCUCUCUCUCUCAUAUCUCUCUCUCUCAUAUCUCUCUUUCAUAUCUCUCUCUCAUCUCUCUCUCUCAUCUCUCUCUCUCAUCUCUCUCUCUCAUCUCUCUCUCUAGAUCCUAAUAGACAUCUGUAGACAUCUGCCAGAGACUAACAUUGGGGCCCUGGUGGUUAGUCUCGUGGCCUUGGUGGUCCUCAUAGUGGUCAAAGAACUCAACUCCUGUUAUGAGAAGAAACUACCUCUGCCUAUUCCCAUAGAACUCAUAGUGGUAAGUCCUUUAUACCUAACCCCUCUCUGUAUCUGUCUGUUCAUUAGUCACACAAUCAUUGAUUGAUUGAUUUAGUUUAUUAGAUCAUUAAAAGUGGAGACAACAUUACAUAUACAUGUAUUUUCCAUCAUCCUCUCAAUUAUCUCUCUCUGUUUUGGUCCCUUGAACAUAUGUGUGCUAAUGAAUGUCACUAGAGGGCAGGCUGUCACCAUGGCUGAUAUCUAUAAGGAGCGUAGUGUAACCCAGAGCUGCUGCUGUCUUCUGGACCUGUUAAACAUUUUGAGAGGAAGUUAAUUCUAUUCUCAGUUUAACAAUCCAGAUGUUUUUGUUUGUGUUAUUGUGUUUUUCAUCAAUUAGAAUCAGUUGGAAGCUCUUUGUAUAUCUCAAAGGGUUAAUAUUCUGCCCAGUUAGUGUGUGUGUGUGUGCCCCCAGUUAAUGGUAGUGCUUGGUUUCUCAUUCAUCCAAUAAAAUGUGCUCAAGUGAUGAGCUCUGUUAAAUGAUUGGCCUGUCUUUCCGCUUGAAUUCCAAACCCACACAGGGUCUGCGAUAAUGAUUUACUCACAAUUACACACAUGCAUACAAGUUCCUACACAUGUGUACAACGGUGGAUGCUUUGUUGUUGUGAGUAUGGUAACCUAUGUGUGUGUGUGUGUGUGUGUGUGUGUGUGUGUGUGUGCGUGUGUUACAGAUCAUAGCAGCGACACUCAUCUCCUACUACUGCAACCUGAACAGCCAAUACGACGUGGCCGUGGUUGGAGAGAUCCCCAGAGGGUGAGUGUUUAUGUGUGUGUGUGAGUCAGUAGCCAUAGGUUGUUGACUGGGGCCUGGUCUGUUGAGGCAGAGUGCUCUCCUGGUCAAGGUUACACCCAGAACAAAGCAAGGGGGGCAAGGACCGAAAGUAUCAGAGGGUGAUAACAUAAUGUACAGUUUGUUUGUGUGUGUGUGUGUGUGUGUGUGUGUGUGUGUGUGUGUGUGUGUGUGUGUGUGUGUGUGUGUAGGGGGUUUCUAAGGUCAGUGAGAUGCCGAGUUACAGUUUUGACUUAAAUCUACUUGAAAAUCUAUGGCAAGACCUGAAAAUGGUUGUCUAGCAAUGAUCAACAACCAAUUUGACAGAGCAUUGAAUAAUUCUUUAAGAAUAAUGGGCAAAUGUUACUCACAGCUGUAAUCAAUGCCAAAGGUGCUUCUACAAAGUAUUGACUCAGGCGUGUGAAUACUUAUGUACAGUUAACAAAAAUAUAAACGCAACAUGUAAAUUGUUGGUGCCAUGUUUCAUGAGGAGUAUUUCUGUCUGUAAUAAAGCCCUUUGGUGGGGAAAAACUCUAAAUCUCUAAAAACAUGUUUUCUCUUUGUCAUUAUGGGGUAUUGUGUGUAGAUGGGUGAGAUAAAAAAAAUCAAUUUAAUACAUUUUGAAUUCAUGCUGUAGCACAACAUAAUGUGAAAUAAGUCAAGGGGUAUGAAUACUUUCUGAAGGUCCUUUAGCUCCUUGAGAAGGAGUCAUCCUAGAGCAGGGAUGGGCAACUUUGAUGGGGAUGGGGGCUGAACUCAUCAUGAGGGGACGCAGUGGCUCAUGGGUCUGUGUACCCACCCACAUCCAUACCCUAGCCUUUUGGGGACACUUAGGGACAUUUUAUUGGUUAGUCUUGGACAUGUAUUAGCUGAUUUUGCAUGGUUUUCAGACUGCUGGACUGCCAAAGACCAAAGCCAAGCAGCUGUUUCUUCUAUUGCUCCAGGGCAGCUUUUGUAGGCAGGUCACCUUCAUUCAUAAGCUUGAUCAAGUUGUCAAAGGUUUACUUUAAAUUGAUCAUUUCAUUCUUUCACAUUUCAAAACAUAAAGUAGCCUACAGGUACUUUAUCACUUGGUUUACCAUCUAUCAUUUAGGUUAAUUUGAGUCAUUAUCACAUUACCUGUGAAUUGUUAUGGAAUUAAAUACCCUCAAAUAAUUAUCUAUACAUAAUCUUUAGAUGCUGACUUCAAAAUCACCCGAAUGAAGGCACCUUUUUACCAUCCUGCCUCAAAUGGCAGCACCCUUGUCAGUGUUUACACAGCACCCUUGUCAGUGUUUACACAGCCAGUGUUUGGAAGACCAGGCACCUGUACUGUAUGACCUCUAAUGUCAAAUAUUUGGUCCUUGGCAUCUUAAUGAUUAACUCUAGAAAAUUAUUAAAUGUAUAUGGGUCAUUGAGGUUGUGUACAUUUGUUCCGACACUUGUUACCACUGUUGAAGGACCUAGCGGACAAGCAGCGGCAGGAAUCAAGUGGAUCUGUUGGAGAUGAUGGAGGAAGGGGUCUGGACAGUGGCAGUAAUGGAGGAGAUACAUUUUUACAGUGUUGACAACAUCGCUGUCCUUGACCCACAUCAAUCCCCUAUAUACCUCCCUCCCCCUCUCCUCUCUCAACUCUCUCCUCUCUCCUCCCUCCCCCUCUCCUCUCUCCACCCUCUCCCCCCUCUCCCUCCCCUCCUCUCCCUCCCUCCUCCUGUCUCCACACUCUGUCCCCCCUUCCUUCCUCUCCUCCCUCUUCAACCCUCUCCUCGCCUCUACCCUCAUCCUCCCUCUCCUCUCCUCUCGCUCUCUCCUCCUGCUUCUCUCCCUCUCCUCCUCCACUCCCUCUCUCCCCCUCCCCCCCUCUCCUCCCUCUCCUCUCUCUCCUACCCUCCCUCUCACCCUCUCCUCCCUCUACCUCCCUCUCCUCCCUCUCUCCUCUCUCCUCCCUCUCCUCUCUCUCCUCCCGCUCCCCCCCCCCCCCCCCUCUCCCGCUCCCCCCCCCUCUCCCCCUCUCUCUCUCCCCUCCUCUCCCCUCUCCUCUCUCCUGUCUCCUCCUCUCUCCUCUCUCUCCCGGUUCUCCUCCCUCUCCUUCUCCUCCUCUCCUCACCCCUCUCCCCUAUCCUGCUCAUCCGUCUCUCUCAUCCUCUCUCCUGUUCUCCUCCUCUCCUCCUCCCUCUCUCUCUGGAACCCCUCCCCUCCGUGGACCCUCCCCCCCACCCUCUCCCGCCCUCCCCCCACCUCCUCCCCCCUCCUCCCACUCCUCCUACGCCUCCCAAUACCCACGCCCCCACCAAACGCACCCCCCCACCUCCUCUUCCCACCCUCCUCCUCGCCCCUCCAACCCCCACUCACCCCCCCCCGCUCCUCACUCCCUACUGAGCUCCCAACCCUUCCUUAUCUCCCUCCUCUCCUCUCUCCUCCUGCCUCCUCCUCUCCCUUUCCCCCACCCCUCGAUGCCCCUCCCCUCCCUCCUCAUGUCCUCCGCCUCCUCUCCCCACUCCCCAACUCUCCUCCGGGGACGUCAUUUGGCAACGUUCCCCCCCGGGAUCCUACUCAUCCGCCUCGCCCUCCUCUCUGUCCCUCCGCCCCAUCCUUCCUCCUCUCCUCCCACGUCCUCCCGACGUCCCUGCCAUCUCGCGCCCCUCCGCAGUCAUCCGGCGCGUCCACAUCCCCCUUUCAGAUGACCGUCUUCCACCUCCCGACCCCAUCAUUAGAACCCCCCCCGUUCUUGCGCGAGCUCCGCCCAUGACGCCAUCUCUCAUCUCCUCACGCCUCCCGCCUCUACCUAGCGCUCAGCAUCCCCUCCCCACGCACGCGCUCAGCCACGCAGUGUCCACCCUCCGUACCCUCCAGUACCCUCCCUCCCGUCACCGACAGCCAAACCCUCAUCCUCUUAUCUCGCAACAUCCGCCGACUACUCCUACUGAGUCCUUCGCCCCAGCACCCAUUUGAUAUCAGCUGCCGCCGCUCUCCUGCCCCCUCCCUCUCGACUCUAAUCCUCCUCGUAUCACCUCCGCCCCUCUCGAUCGAACCUCCGGCAUCUUCCUCCAUCCCACCAUCCGUCCCAUCAUCCUCCGGAAUUCCAAGGGCAGUCCCAACCCUCCCCUUCACGAAUCUCCUUCCCCCCCGUCCCCUCAUGCCCGCCCUCCGUAACACGAGCCCCUGAACGGGCCCAAGCCUUCUGUCCUUCAGCCCAAGCGACUCCUCUCGGACAUGAAACCUCUCCUGACUCCUCCCUCUCCUGUCUCCUCCCUCUGUACUCCCACUCCUCACUCCUUUACGUCCCCCUUCUCCCCCCCCUUCCUCUCCAUCCCUAGGCUGAAGUCUCCCAGUCUACCUGACGUCAGUCUGUGGGGUACGGUGGUUGGUGAUGCGUUUGCUGUGGCCAUAGUGGGUUAUGCCAUCAACAUCUCCCUGGGCAAAACCUUUGGCCUCAAACACGGCUACAAGGUGGACAGCAACCAGGUGGGACACGCAGGCGCACGCACACAUACACACACACACACACACAUGCAGACACACACAGUUAUGCAGGUAGGCAGGUGCAUGCUUGAGGUUGUUCUGCUCUGAAGGAGAGAGACAGCUCUCUGGUCCUGAAUGUUUAAUGGCCGACACGCUCUGCUCAGUCAAGUACAGAUGUAGGAUCUUAGUUUAAGCCAGUUUGCUACAGCAGGAAAAUAAUCCUGCAGCAACAGGAAAUUUAAAUUAUUAUGCAGAGUAUAAUUCAUGGAUAUUUUUUGUAGGAGUUAAUACAUUUUACAUUAGGGCAAAUCAAGUCUGAAAUUUUAAAUAGGAAAUUACAAACUUUAGAAGCUUUUUAAACCUUUAAUACACUACAAGUUUGCAUUUCCUGUUGUGCACGAAAAUUCUCAUCAACAAAAGAGUGAUCAAAUUAAGAUCCUACAUCUGUUGGAUGAGAACUACACCAGUAGCAGUUAACAAUACAACAGUGGGCUGUGGAGCAGUUGUGACUCAGUAUAGUCUGAAUAUGCACUAGGACUUAUUUACUUGUGGUGGUCAAAGGAUGGUCAUUAGUGCAUUCUCUGGCUUCUGCAUACCUCUCAUCUCCCCCCUCUCACGCUCUCUCGCUCUAGGAGCUGGUGGCUCUGGGUCUCAGUAACACAGUGGGAGGAUUCUUCCAAUGCUACUCUGUCACCUCUUCUAUGUCCCGUAGCCUCAUUCAGGAGAGCACUGGGGGCAAAACACAGGUAACACACACACACAGUAUGUCCACCUGCUAAUAUUUCUGCAGGCAUACAUUUACAUUUUUGUCAUUUAGCAAGACGCUCUUAUCCAGAGUGCAUACAUUUUUCUUUUUUCAUACUGGUCCCCCGUGGGAAUCGAACCCACAACCCUGCCGUUGCAAGCGCCAUGCUCUACCAACUGAGCUACACGGGACUAAAUACACACUCACUGAUGUGUGUUUGUGUAUUGUGUCAGGUUGCCGGGGUGGUUUCUUCAGUGAUUGUGCUGAUCACCGUUCUGCAACUGGGGACACUGUUUGAGGAGCUACCCAAGGUAUCUAUCUCUCUAUCCCCCCCCCCCCCCCCCCCCCCACCACCCCCACCACCACCAAACACACACACACAACACCACGCCACUGAUCUGAUCUGAUGAGUGUGUGUGUGUGUGUGUCCCAUAGGCUGUCCUGUCCUGCAUAGUGUUUGUAAACCUGAAAGGCAUAUUUAAGCAGUACCUAGACAUUCCUGCACUCUGGAAGAGCAACAAAGUCGACCUGGUGAGAGCAACACAUAACAUCUAUACACUUCAUAUCUAUAACCUAAGACCUGCAUCCUAACAUGAGACCCCUGGGGCCUCAUUUAUAACCUUUUUGCGUAAAUGUAACACUAAAUAUCUGCGUGGGGGGUGCAACUCAAUAUUAUAUUGUUCCUAAUGUUUUGUACACUCAGUGUAUAUUCCCCACUUUCACAAGGCUACUAGGCUACUUUUGCCUUCUUGUAAUACUUCAACCACUAGAAACUGUGCUUACGCAUGGUCUGAAGUUUGCGGGAUGAUAAGCACAUUCUCAUGUCAAUUCAGUUUUUAUAAAUGUAAACUUUUGCGUGAAAAAUGGCUCAUGCAUGUGUUGGGGCAUAUUUUGUGCAAAAGCACCGUUUAUAAAUGAGGCCCCUGGUUCCUGGGUAUUCACCCCUAUUGAUCACAUGUGUCUCUGUUGCCCCCUAGCUGGUGUGGUUGGUAACGCUGGCAUGUACCAUCCUGCUGAACCUGGACCUGGGCCUGGCUGCAUCCAUCGCCUUCUCUCUGCUCACUGUCAUCUUCAGAACACAGCUGUGAGUCUGUGUGUGUGUGUGUGUGUGUGUGUGUUUGUUGUAGAAGGGAGAGAGAUUUACCUUCUAAAGUUACUGUACUGUGUCCCUCUUUCUUCUCAAAGUGCAUAACAUCCCUUUAUCUUUCUCUCCCAGGCCACGGUACUCUAUCCUGGGGCAGGUUCCUGGGACUGAGCUCUACCUGGACACAGACACAUAUGAAGAGGUGAGAUGGAGGAGCUCAAUAUGUACUAAGGGGGGAGUGGGUUAGUGAACAAUGGGGUUUAAAGCAGCUUUUAGAUGACUGUCUAUUGAACCCCCCCCCCCCCCCCCCCCCCCCCCUCCCUCGUUUGUGUGUUGGUUUGUCCCGCAGGCAAAAGAGAUCCCAGGUAUCACUAUCUUCCGUUCUUCCACCACGGUGUACUAUACCAACGCUGAGUUAUACCUGGACGCACUGCAGGAGAAGGUAGUGUGUGUGUGUGUGUGUGUGUGUGUGUCUUUCUCUCAAUCUGCCCUUUUUCUCUGAAAUGUUCACUCUCUCUUAUUCACUCUCUCAAUCGCUCUCUUUCAUUUCCCCACACAGACAGGAAUUGACAUUGGGAAGCUGCUGACACAAAAUAAGAAAAGAGAUGCUAAACAAAAGAGGAAAGAAAAGAAAGAAGAAAAGAAAGCUGAAAAGGAGGCAAAGAAACAGGUAUGACACACGACACAUACAGUACAUCACACACGUCACAUACAGUACAUCAUACACGUUACAUACAGUACAUCACACACGACACAUACAGUACAUCAUACACGUUACAUACAGUACAUCAUACACGUUACAUACAGUACAUCAUACACGUUACAUACAGUACAUCAUACACGUUACAUACAGUACAUCAUACACGUUACAUACAGUACAUCAUACACGUUACAUACAGUACAUCAUACACGUUACAUACAGUACAUCAUACACGUUACAUACAGUACAUCACACACGUCACAUACAGUACAUAAUACACGUCACAUACAGUACAUCAUACACGUUACAUACAGUACAUCACACACGUUACAUACAGUACAUCAUACACGUUACAUACAGUAAGUACAUCAUACACGUUACAUACAGUACAUCACACACGUCACAUACAGUACAUCAUACACGUUACAUACAGUACAUCAUACACGUUACAUACAGUACAUCACACACGUUACAUACAGUACAUCAUACACGUUACAUACAGUACAUCAUACACGUUACAUACAGUACAUCAUACACGUUACAUACAGUACAUCAUACACGUUACAUACAGUACAUCAUACACGUUACAUACAGUACAUCAUACACGUUACAUACAGUACAUCACACACGUUACAUACAGUACAUCAUACACGUCACAUACAGUACAUCAUACACGUUACAUACAGUACAUCACACACGUUACAUACAGUACAUCAUACACGUUACAUACAGUACAUCAUACACGUUACAUACAGUACAUCAUACACGUUACAUACAGUACAUCAUACACGUUACAUACAGUACAUCACACACGUUACAUACAGUACAUCAUACACGUCACAUACAGUACAUCAUACACGUUACAUACAGUACAUCACACACGUUACAUACAGUACAUCAUACACGUUACAUACAGUACAUCAUACACGUUACAUACAGUACAUCACACACGUUACAUACAGUACAUCAUACACGUUACAUACAGUACAUCAUACACGUUACAUACAGUACAUCAUACACGUUACAUACAGUACAUCAUACACGUUACAUACAGUACAUCAUACACGUUACAUACAGUACAUCAUACACGUUACAUACAGUACAUCAUACACGUUACAUACAGUACAUCAUACACGUCACAUACAGUACAUCAUACACGUCACAUACAGUACAUCAUACACGUCACAUACAGUACAUCAUACACGUUACAUACAGUACAUCAUACACGUUACAUACAGUACAUCAUACACGUUACAUACAGUACAUCAUACACGUUACAUACAGUACAUCAUACACGUUACAUACAGUACAUCAUACACGUUACAUACAGUACAUCAUACACGUUACAUACAGUACAUCACAAACGUUACAUACAGUACAUCAUACACGUUACAUACAGUACAUCACACACGUUACAUACAGUACAUCAUACACGUUACAUACAGUACAUCACACACGUUACAUACAGUACAUCAUACACGUCACAUAUUUUUCAAGACCUCUGCAAUCCGCCCCUGACAUGCUGUCAAUUAACUUCUGGUCCAUAUCCUGACUGAUGGCAGCCCAUUCUUGCAUAAUCAAUGCUUGGUGUUUGUGGGUUUUUGUUCUCAAUGGGAUUAAGGUCUGGGGAGUUUCCUGGCCAUGGACCCAAAAUGUCGAUGUUUUGUUCCCCGAGCCACUUAGUUAUCACUUUUGCCUUAUGGCAAGGUGCUCCAUCAUGCUGGAAAAGGCAUUGGUCGUCACCAAACCGUUCUUGGAUGGUUGGGAGAAGUUGCUCUCGGAGGAUGUGUUGGUACCAUUCUUUAUUCAUGGCUGUGUUCUUAGGAAAAAUUGUGAGUGAGCCCACUCCCUUGGCUGAGAAGCAACCCCACACAUGAAUGGUCUCAGGAUGCUUUACUGUCUUCUCCGGACAAGGUGUUUUCCAGAUGCCCCACACAAUCGGAAAGGGGAUUAAUCAGAUAAAAUGACUUUACCCCAGUCCUCAGCAGUCCAAUCCCUUUACCUUUUGCAGAAUAUCAGUCUGUCCCUGAUGUUUUUCCUGGAGAGAAGUGGCUUCUUUGCUGCCCUUCUUGACACCAGGCCAUCCUCCAAAAGUCUUCGCCUCACUGUGCGUGCAGAUGCACUCACACCUGCCUGCUGCCAUUCCUGAGCAAGCUCUGCACUGGUGGUGCUCCGAUCCCGCAGCUGAAUCAACUUUAGGAGACGGUCCUGGCGCUUGCUGGACUUUCUUGGGCGCCCUGACGCCUUCUUCACAACAAUAGGCCCUUUUCACGAUGACGUCAUCUAACUUCCGCCUUUCCGCGUAGCAGGUUAACUUCACUUCCGUUCGCCCGUAACCUGAGACUUCUCAACGAAAAUACAACUGUUGACCACUAACUAGCAAGCUAGCUACUUGAAGAAAUUCCAAAAGGUACGUUUAAGUUAAAUUAGUAAAGUUAAGAGUAAUAAUGUUUACGUAUAUGCAAUGGUUUGUAACUUGCUAACGUUAUUGUUAAUUCAUAAUUGUUCACUGCCUUAGUUACUUAAAAGUGGGCUAACGUUAGCUAACAACAACUUAGUACCAGAUACCGAUAACGUUAAAAGGUAGCGUUACAUUGCUGCCUGGCUGUAAUGUAACAAGUUUACUUAGCUAGCUAUCUAACCCUUUGUUAGGCAGUUAGUUUAUUAAUAUCUGACCUGUGUCCUAGGCCGGUGCCAGGUCUGCAGUGCGCUGGUGCAUGACAGAGGCAAUGGCACUGUCUUAAAGCCCAUGGUAACAUAGUGAGCACUUUGAAAAAGAAGUGCUACUAUGUGAUUACAUAGUGCUUUCCCAGCAGAGCAGGAACAUGACAUGUGAUUGAGUACCACAGGAACCUCUGCAGAGUCUAGUGUAACCUGUUCAUAGAGACAUAACAAUUAGUGCUGUACUUACAAAACAUUUUUUCUGCGUUUCAUUAUAAACUACUGUACACAAUUUUCAAAACCCAAUUUCUUUUUUUAAUUAAGAAAAAUUGGCUGUUCUGAAACCUUUGACAAGUAGUGCCAACACUUAUCGAAAAUUUGAACAUUUUGAGUUAUCACAGAAUCUUUCCCAGUCUUUAUUGCCGUCAACAAUCCACAUCGGUUUGUAAGAAUUUCGUUGUGUAUUAAGUUUAAUGAUACAAAAUCAGAGCUCAGACUGAGAAACAAACUGAUCCACAGUGGAACUUUGUGGAAUCAUUCUUAUUAAAUCUGCAACCGCAGCAAAACACAACAAAAAGAAAACUUAUCUAUCUUUACCUAUCUUAUCAUAAUGUUAGAGAACUGUUUAUCUGAGAAACCUGAAGCCGAUGAGCCUCCUCAUUUUUCUUCAUGGACCUGUAACAUCGCCCUCUCACUGUCACCUCACCGUUAACUACACUUGAGACUGUUUCAAUACAGUGAUUGGGAGAAAGGGCGCAGCAUUAGCCAUUAAUACAUUACUGACUCUUAUCUUACGGUCGAUACAAACAGCAGUAAUAUUAAAAAGAGGCUGCAAAACAGAAACUCGUCAGCUCAUAACCUUCGCUAGCAUAGGGCUAAUUUAAGCUAAAUAAAGAUAAACACGUACCUUCAUAAUCAAACAGGUAACCUUCAACGAAGAACUUGUAGCCUUUAUCAAGCUUCGAUCUUGAAGUAAGGGACCACUUGUCAGCAAGUCGUUCUACGUCGUUAAGUCGUAUUGGUGGCAGAUGUGAAAGGGACUGGGUGAACUCCAUAAUGAUGUGCUACUAGCUAAGCGUUCCUAAGCGACACCGGAUGUAAACAUAACCUGCAUCGCGGCAGAACGGAAGUUGUCUGACGUCACGUGAAAAGGGCCUAUUGAACCUCUCUCCUUGAAGUUCUUGAUGAUCCGAUAAAUGGUUGAUUUAGGUGCAAUCUUACUAGCAGCAAUAUCCUUGCCUGUGAAGCCCUUUUUGUGCAAAGCAAUGAUGACGGCACGUGUUUCCUUGCAGGUAACCAUGGUUAACAGAGGAAGAACAAUGAAUUCAAGCACCACCCUCCUUUUAAAGCUUCCAGUCUGUUAUUCUAACUCAAUCAGCAUGACAGAGUUAUCUCCAGCCUUGUCCUCGUCAACACUCUCACCUGUGUUAAUGAGAGAAUCACUGACAUGAUUGCAGCUGGUCCUUUUGUGGCAGGGCUGAAAUGCAGUGGAAAUGUUUUUUUGGGAUUAAGUUCAUUUUCAUGGCAAAGAGGGACUUUGCAAUUAAUUGCAAUUCAUCUGAUCACUCUUCAUGACAUUCUGGAGUAUAUGCAAAUUGCCAUCAUCAAAACUGAGGCAGCAGACUUUGUGAAAAUUUGGAUUUGUGUCAUUCUCAAAAUGUUUGACCACGACUGUACUGUACAUCACACACACCCACGUCACAUACAGCACGUCACACACACCCACGUCACAUACAGUACGUCACACACACCCACGUCACAUACAGUACGUCACACACACCCACGUCACAUACAGCACGUCACACACACCCACGUCACAUACAGUACGUCACACACACACCCACGUCACAUACAGUACGUCACACACACCCACGUCACAUACAGCACGUCACACACACCCACGUCACAUACAGUACGUCACACACACCCACGUCACAUACAGCACGUCACAUACAGUACGUCACACACACACACACGUCACAUACAGUACGUCACACACACCCACGUCACAUACAGUACGUCACACACACACCCACGUCACAUACAGCACGUCACACACACCCACGUCACAUACAGCACGUCACACACACCCACGUCACAUACAGUACGUCACACACACCCACGUCACAUACAGCACGUCACACACACCCACGUCACAUACAGCACGUCACACACACCCACGUCACAUACAGUACGUCACACACACACACACGUCACAUACAGUACGUCACACACACACACACGUCACAUACAGUACGUCACACACACACACACGUCACAUACAGUACGUCACACACACCCACGUCACAUACAGUACGUCACACACACACCCUCGUCACAUACAGUACGUCACACACACACCCACGUCACAUACAGUACGUCACACACACACACGUCACAUACAGUACGUCACACACACCCACGUCACAUACAGUACGUCACACACACACCCACGUCACAUACAGUACGUCACACACACCCACGUCACAUACAGUACGUCACACACACACACGUCACAUACAGUAUGUCACACACACACACGUCACAUACAGUAUGUCACACACACACACGUCACAUACAGUACGUCACACACACACACGUCACAUACAGUACGUCACACACACACACACGUCACAUACAGUACGUCACACACACACACACGUCACAUACAGUACGUCACACACACACACACGUCACAUACAGUACGUCACACACACACACGUCACAUACAGUACGUCACACACACACACACGUCACAUACAGUACGUCACACACACACACACACUUCACAUACAGUACGUCACACACACACAUACUGUACACAAAAAUGGUUUUACACUAAGAUGUUAUCAAGUGACCUUAUUUCAAUGGAUGUCUCUCCCCUUCCCUUCCAAGAAAGGCGUGAAUGGACACCUACACAAUGGUACAGUCCACCCAGAGGACAAGGUGGAUGUAGAGAAGGGAAACAGGACAGACGUCGCCUUGACUGACAGACCCACCAAUGGACAGGUCUGUAGCGUGAUGUACUACAAUACUACACGAAACACUCUGGACUCAAGUAAAGCAUACAGUCAGCAAAACCUCCAUUCACACCAGAGCAGAGUAACAUACUGUCUCUCUGUCAAUCUAAGGUGAACUGGGCCUACGAGCAGCAAGGGACCGGGUUGGACCCGGGCUAUGAGACUGGUAGUCGUGGCGAUGAUGCCAUAACCCAGAUGUCCAAUACCGGAGGAGAAGGGGAGAGGGGGAGGAGCUCCGACAACGACACACAUACCAUCAUCCUGGAUCUCUCCACAGCCAGCUUUGUAGACACCGUCACUGUGAUGACGCUGAAUAACGUAUGUUUGUGUGUGUGUGUAUUUGUGUGUGUGGGAAGAGUGUAUGUGUGUAUUUGUGUGUGUGGGAGGAGUGUAUGUGUGUAUUUGUGUGUGUGGGAGGAGUGUAUGUGUGUAUUUGUGUGUGUGGGAGGAGUGUAUGUGUGUAUUUGUGUGUGUGGGAGGAGUGUAUGUGUGUAUUUGUGUGUGUGGGAGGAGUGUAUGUGUGUAUUUGUGUGUGUGGGUGGAGUGUAUGUGUGUAUUUGUGUGUGUGGGAGGAGUGUAUGUGUGUUUUUGAAGGAUGGGGAUGGAAGGAGGAACGACAGAGAGGGAGGGUUGAUCACAGAGGGGAUGGAGAGAAGACAGUGAGAGAGAAAGGGAGAUCGAGAAGGAGAAAAAAGGAGGGAGAGGGUAAUGAUGUUUUCAGAAAUGUGUUAUUUGUAGAUUCUUUGUAUCCAGUCUCCUUAUGUCACAUUGUUCGCUGUCGUACUCCUGAGUGGCCUUGUGCUUGAAACAAACAAAGGUCUUGUGUUCUGUGAGUAGGCAGGCCUAAAUUAGAUUGUUUUGUAUGUUGGGGAAGAGGCACUUAUAGAGAUGUGGAGAGAGAGAGAGAAAGAGAGAGAGAGAGAGAGAGAGAGUGAGAGUGAGAGUGAGAGUGAGAGUGAGAGUGAGAGUGAGAGUGAGAGAGAGAGAGAGAGAGAGAGAGAGUGGUGGAGAGAAAGAGAACAGAAAAACAAGAUAAAUCCAAACUGGUGCAGCACAAACAGUCCCGUAGAAAAACAGCCUUCUUAUUUGACCUUUCACCUUUCUCUCUCUCUCUCUUUCCUUCUCUCUCACUCAAUAUCUCUCUUUAUUGCAGAUAUUCCGAGACUAUAGAGAGAUUGACAUUGACAUCUAUUUAGCUGGAUGCCAAGGUGAGUGUCUGUGCUAAUUCAUGCUGGUCUCUCUGGCCUUAGCUUGUGUCGUCUUUGUGUGUGUGUGUGUGUGUGUGGUUUACGUGUGUAUUGUGUAACCUGGUUUGUCUUUCCUCCAGUAUGUGUGGUGGAGCAGUUAUCCAGAGCAGGCUUUUUCUCUGAGUCCAUCCCUAAGAGCCGUCUGUUCACUACGGUCCACGACGCUGUGCUACACAGCCUGCGGCUGCAAGGGACCAUCUACGAGUGUGCUCUGGUGAGUAGACCAGACCCUCAAGGCCAUUUGGAUGGUGUUGGAACUGUCCUCCAAAAUGAGCUGCUUUCUUAUGAUUGUUUCUAGGUAUACCUGGCAAUUAAUUCAUUCUUAUCUUAUGUUCUGACACUUUCUCCUUCUCUACUAGGACAUGGCCUGCACUACCAAGAUG